UCCCUACAAACACUCCAGCUGGACUGAGGACCCAGCCAUGUCUCUGCUGGCUGCCCUGCUGCUGCUCUGGGGUUUCACUCUGGACCCAGCAACUGCUGAAGUCUUUGAUACUACCGCUGAAGCUUUCCUAUGGUUAGACCCUCAGUCCCUGCUGGAACCCUGGGCAAACCUGACACUGACAUGUCAGUCUGCUUUCCCUACCAAGGACUUCCAGCUGAUCAUGAAUGGAUGGCGCCAGCAGAGAGUCCACCAUGAUACAUAUGUCAUGUCACACCAGUUCCCACUGGGAGCAGUCACAAGUGACAACAAGGGUGUCUACCGCUGCCGCUGUGGCGUGGAGCCCCCAACUCUUAUACGGACAGAACUGAACAGGUGGACAAUGCUAAGCAAUCUUGUAGAGGUGACAGGAACAGAGCCCUUGCCUGCACCCUCGUUUUGGGCUGACCCAGUGUACUGGAUCACACCUCACGUGGCCACAUACCUAGUGUGCCAUGCUGCAAUGCGGGGUGUAACUUUCCUGCUGAGGAAGGAAGAUGAUGAUAAUUUCCUGAGGGUGAGGAAAGCCCAAGACAAUGUAGUAGCCAGGUUUAUAGUCCGACAUCCUGGUAACUACCGCUGCAGCUACCGCACGGACACAGAAGGCACCCCCUCUGAGGCCAGUGAGGCUGUGACGGUCACGGAGUAUGCUAAACCACCUGCCCCCAUGCUGGCUUUCUUGGGAACUUACCAAACCAUCGAGCACCCCAGCUCAAAUGCGGUCCUUGCCUGCAAGGCUCCUCGGAAUGUAUUUGAAUUCCAACUCAGGCAAGGGGAGAAGAUGUUAACCAUUCAUGGGGCCAGACCUCUCCGAGAACUCAGCCUGUACUACCUGAACUUGACAGAUAUGGAUGACCAAAGCCCUCUAACCUGCCGCUACCGUCUACACAGAAGUUUGGAUACUUGGUCCGAAGACAGUGAACCCAAAGAGCUAAUGUGGAGUGAUGAGACACAACCUGCACCAGUGCUCACUACAGAGCCUUCGAGUCAUGACCUUGAACCUGGCUCGACCGUGCAUCUUCGUUGUACUGCACCCAAAGCCGGCCUCCGUUUUGGCCUACUACGCCAGGGUGACACAUAUUACCCCCUGAUCCAGAUGCAGAAUCCAUCUGGGACCGAAGCUGUCUUUGAGCUGCACAAUAUCUCAACAAUAGACUCUGGCAACUACAGUUGUGUCUACAUGGAACAAGAACCCCCCUUCUCAGGAUCUGCUCCCAGUGAGCUCUUGGAGCUGCAAGUGAAUGGGCCACCACCCAAGCCAAAGCUCGAAGUUCUGUGGACAGGUGUUGUUCCGCUGGGCCGUGAAGCCAAAUUUCGCUGCCACGGCCACGCGCGCAUGGUCAAUAUGGAGCUGCUGCGUGAGGGCUUUCACACACCCUUGUGGAUGAAUCAAGCAAUGAGAAGCACCACAGCUGACUUGAAGCUGCCCUUCGUGGGCCCCCAACAUUCAGGCAACUACAGCUGCCGCUAUACCGCCAUGUCACCCUUGAGCUUUGAGUCCGCCACCAGCGACCCUGUGCAGGUUAUAGUAGAAGAAAUCUGAUAUGGCUGCAGACACAAGAAAAAUGGUGUCCUUGGAAAAGGUUGAAGACCGGCAGAGCUCCCAUUCUUCCCAGUGUAAGAUGCCUCUCCUUCAUUCCCCCUGGACUCAAUAAACAUUAAAGAAAUGUUUCUUUAAA
Peromyscus leucopus (white-footed mouse) is the source of this 1715-nucleotide messenger RNA. It is a transcript of the gene A1bg, whose product is annotated as alpha-1-B glycoprotein. The record is from RefSeq and is a predicted model, not a curated record. Lineage: Eukaryota; Metazoa; Chordata; Mammalia; Rodentia; Cricetidae. The transcript has 8 exons. The coding region runs from base 38 to 1579 and encodes 513 amino acids.